CCUUCCAGACAAACAUGGGGAAGAUGGGGAAACCUUUACUUCUCCUUUUGGCUUUUUUAGCUUCUUCGUACUGUAAUUCUGUCCCUGUGAUUCACACGGCUCUUGUUGAAGUGAUAGAAGAUCUUCCAGUCGGUAAAGUUGCGUUUCAAAUCGAAGCAUCUGAUCCAGAUGGUGACCCUCUAACAUAUCGAAUCUCUGGGACAGACGCUAGUCAUUUUGCAGUAGACAGCGGAACUGGUCAAGUCAAAAUCAAGAGUACACUGGACAGAGAGGCAAAACCCCUCUUAAACAUAGAGGCUGUGGUGAAAGAUACCGUUCAUGCGGAUGUGUCAAAAACGGUUUAUAUUUCUCUUAAAGAUGUUAAUGAUAACGCUCCAGUAUUCCAAAAUCUGCCCUACAAUGUAGAGGUUCCAGAGAAUGCACUUGUGGGCACUACACUGUUCACAGCAUCCGCCACAGAUAUUGAUUCUGGCCUAGCUAGCCAAGUGACUUACAAAAUUGAUGAUGUGGCACCAAAUGACGGGAGCCUAUUUUCAAUCUCUGAGUCAGGAAAUGUUGUCCUGGUGGGAACUUUGAGCUUCACUGAAAAAAGUCCUUUCUAUCAGAUACGAAUCAAUGCAUCUGAUCGUGGUGGGCCACUGGGUGAUCAAGAAGAAGUUUUUCAAUCCACAUCAGCAUUUGCAUUCAUUACGGUUAAGGAUAUGCCAAAUAUCGACCCACAGUUUCUGAAUUUACCAAACCUUGCUGCUAUUGACGAGAAAUCACCUGUGGGUACGUCAGUCUUUACUGUGAGAGCCAGAGAUCCAGACACUGGGGUCAAUGACCAGAUCCUCUACAGCAUUGAACGUACUAAUGCACAAGACCUGUUCCAAAUCGAUGAGGUGACUGGUGAAAUAUCUAUCAAAACUGUAUUUGACCGUGAAGAAUUACUGCUUAUAGAUGCUAUUGUAAUUUUGGAAAUAAAGGCAAGUGAAACAAAACCUAAUGUGGAUGGAAUUAUUGCAAGCACAAUGGGAGAAAUACAGAUUUCUAUUGGAGAUUUGAAUGACAAUGGCCCUGAAUUUUAUGAGUGUGAAGGUGAAACUGAAAGCUGCACACAGAAAAACACCUUCAUAGGCCAAGUUGAUGAGCAUUCAUCUACAGGACUGUCAGUAAAUGAACUGAAUAUUAGAGUCAAAGAUCCAGACCAGAGGCAAAACAACAAGUUCAAUCUCCGUCUUGAGGGACCUGAUAAGGAUGCGUUCGAUGUCAGUCCAAGAGCUGGGAUGGGAGAUAGUUCUGUACAAGUGAUAAUAAAAAAUCCAUCUUUUGUUGAUUAUGAGAAGAAGACAGUAAUGUCUGUUCAGAUUAUUGCUGAAGAUGACAGUGCAGACUUCACCUCUACGGCCUCUGUCACCAUUAACAUCAAUGAUGUUAAUGACAACCUUCCUAAGUUUGAGGAGGAUGUUUAUGAAUUUUCUGUUGAUGAACACUGUGAUGAUGGAACUGUUGUGGGCACCAUUACUGCAACAGAUGAAGAUGCCUUGGAUAAUGGCAAACUCACUUACAAAUUGAUGCCUGAAAACAUGCAGGAAAUGUUCGAUGUUCAUCCAGAAAAUGGCACUAUCUUAAUAAAAAAUGGACAGCGUCUUGACAGAGAAGUCACCAAUUCCUACUCACCCACCCUGCAGGCCAUAGAUUCAGAAGGCCAGAUUGGUACCACUGUUGUGAUGAUCAACAUUCUGGAUAUUAAUGAUAAGACACCAGAAAUGAACAGAGAACUUUAUGAGGCCUUUGUACAAGAGAACCAAAUGUUAGAGCUUAUAAUCCAGGCUAGAGAUGGAGACGACCCGAGCACACCAAACAGUAAAAUCCAGUAUAGCAUUAACGACAGCCCGUUCAGUAGUAACUUUACCAUAGACAAAGGCACUGGUUUGCUUAAAAACAGUGGUCUAUUGGACCGUGAGGCUACUGACCUUGCCCCAGAUGGUGUGAUUCAUUUGGUGGUGAUUGCUUCAGAUAUGGGCGAACCACCCCUGUCCUCCACAACCAACGUGACCAUCAACAUUGGGGAUGAAAAUGACAAUUCUCCAAGGUACCUUGAUCCUGCUCCCUACGAAUUUAAAGUGAAGGAAAGUGAACCUGGCAUAUGGGUUGGCUCUCUGCGGGCUCACGAUGCCGACCAAUCAGACUUCAAUAACCGUAUCUUCUUUAGCAUUACUGAUGGCAGUUUUGGAAGUUUCAUAUUAUUUUCUGAGCCCAUCAGUGAAGGUUACAGGGGAAACAUCACUGUUGAUCCUGCUGUUGAGCUGGACUAUGAAAGUGAUCGGAAGACAUACGAUCUAACGGUAGAGGCCUCGGACCUGGGUCAGAAAAAGGCUAAGACUAGUGUCAAAGUAAUAGUGGUUGAUGUGAACGAUACUCCGCCUGAAUUCCCAUCUGGCAUGGUCCUGAAUGUAAAAGAGAACAGCACCUUGUCAAUGCCUCUGGCCACAAUCAAAGGCACAGAUGUGGACACUAAGCACCUUCUAGAAUAUGAGCUUGAUUCAACUGAAUGCCACUGCAAUGGCAGCAGAGGUCCAUGUCCCGAAGAGUGGUUCAAAGUUGAGAGUAACGGUGAAAUAAUAACUAAUAUUGACUAUACUAUUGACUACGAGAAAUGUGAUAAAGUGUUCUUGAAUGCCAAGGUGGUGGAUGUUUUAACUGAGAAGAGGAGAAACAGUACACAAGGAGUUGUCACUAUUAAUAUUGUGGAUAUCAAUGACAACGCCCCAGAAUUUGUCAUCUUGCAGGAUUUCUAUGUUGUAGUCAUUGAGAAAGUUGAGGUGGGCACAUCUGUCGGUAGAGCUUAUGCCACAGAUAAAGAUACAGGAGAUAACAAGAAAACCACAUUUGAAGUUACCAAGGUGGUCUUUGUCAGCAGUGAAGGGAAUUCCACAGAGAGUUUGUUUCUCUACGCUGACUCUGCUAAUCAGGAAGAUACUUCUGGAAGGUUCAGUGCACAUAUAAGGUCCAGGAAAGCAAUGGAAAAUAAUAAAAGAGGAAAGUUCAUAGUCCAGGUGAAGGCGUCUAACCCUGAUGGUCUCAGUUCCACCUCUGUGGUUGAGCUUCUCACAGUUGACAGCUCCUACAGAGUCAGUCUCAGAUUUAGUGCAUCUGUGUCUGAAGUCAAUGAGAAUUUGCCUCAGAUCAGAGCGAUUCUGAUAAGUGCUACAAAAGCAACAGUUGAAUUCUUCAAUGUGUUUAGUGAGACAGUUACCCGAUCUGAAGAGACAACCGUUUUGGAGGCUUAUUUUGUGUUCCCAAAUGGCACAGCUCUUAACUAUGAUGAAGUGACCUCAAUCCUGAAUUCAGAGGAGGUCUAUAAGGAAUUUGGAUCCCAGCUUACUCAGCUUGGAUUUACAGGCAUUUCAACAACUAUUACCGAGACUACAGAAGUGAAGACAGAGGUGUUUAUCAUGAUUGGUUUGAUGGCUGCACUGGCCAUUGUUCUUGUUGUAACAACCACCUCUCUCGUGUGCAUCAGAAGAAAUUACAAGAGGAAACUAAAGGCAGCAAAAGCCAUGAAUUCAGCAGCCUCAGUGGUCAUAAAGAAUCAGAAGACAGGCCCUGUUGUUCCUGGAACCAACAAAUACAACAAAGAAGGCGCAAACCCAGUGCUGAAUAUGAAUAUUGACACAGCCACAGACCUAGGCUUCGAUGAAGAUGACUCCAGCGCAGACAGAGAGAGCCUGAAUUCCCUGGACUACAGCAUUGAUAUGACGACAGAGAAUGACGCUAUGCCAAUGAUGGUAAAUGCAAUUCAGGAGGAAGACGAGGAGGAGGAGGAGGACGAAAGAAGUGAAUCUCCAUACAUUGAGCCUCUGGGUGCUGCACUUGCCCAGCGAGAAAAGAGGAGAGGUGCAGACAGCCCCAGUCUCACUUUUGCAAACCCUUCCGUAGACACCACUGAUCUCUAACUUUCAGCCUCUGACCUCCACCUGUUUGCCAUUUUUUUAUAUGUGAUCCUGCCAUAAAAGGAGAAAAGACUCAAUUUCACAAUAUAUUGCAAUUUGGCAAACUUUAACUUUAAAGUAAACCCACUUUAAAUCACCAAUGCACUUUGAAAUGUAAGAGAGAGAAAAAAAUCCCAGUGCACUAAAAACAGUUCAAACAGUAUUUGAAGGUAAAUUGUACUUACAUUAUUCUCCAUCAUCCCUUUUUCAUAUUCAGAAUUUUUGGAUUCUCCAAUAUUUAAUACCUAUUCCUUGAUUGUAUUGUUUUGUCAUAAAGAAGAAUGAAACUCUUUUUAAAAAAUAUUAUGUUCUGUCUCUGAACAAAAAACCUUAACUGCUUCAACAGAAACUAAAGUAAAACUGCUUGUGUAUCCUGACAAAUAUUACCUACCACUAGUCUGCUAGUUUAAGUCUGAGUCAAAUCAAAUAAAAAAUCUCAUAUCUUGCUAUGACAGAUUUAUUAAACAGGGUUUAUAUAUAUCGUAAACUGUCUAUAUAUGGUGUAUUGUUAUAUGUUCUAGUGCAAUCAUUCGAUAGCAUGUUCAGUGAAUAAAAAAAAUAAAAUAAUAAUAAUUAGGUAUUUUUCUCUAAUAAAAUUGAUCAUGUUAUUAAA
Carassius carassius (crucian carp) is the source of this 4587-nucleotide messenger RNA. RefSeq names its product cadherin related family member 2 (gene cdhr2). Lineage: Eukaryota; Metazoa; Chordata; Actinopteri; Cypriniformes; Cyprinidae. Gene Ontology annotation, biological process: homophilic cell-cell adhesion. Gene Ontology annotation, molecular function: calcium ion binding; cadherin binding. Gene Ontology annotation, cellular component: plasma membrane; catenin complex. The record is from RefSeq and is a predicted model, not a curated record. The transcript is spliced from 30 exons. The coding region runs from base 15 to 3938 and encodes 1307 amino acids.